GUGUUAAAGUAAGCUAGUUGGUAUCAUAUCUUUAAAGCCAGCCUUGCACUAUAACCCACCUAUAGAAGGGGAAAGAGAGCCAUCGUUGUAAAGAAAAAAAGGAGAAUUGCAAGAAGAAAAGAAGGGGGAAGUUGAGGAUGGCAUCAAUGGAAACACCAAAGCAGAUAUGGGAACACCAGCAAUCUCAGAUGCAGCGUGUAAAGAACUCGGGAAUCAUCGUUAGCAAUGAAACUCCGAUGAAAGAUGGCAAGGAAGAGGAAAUGGCCAAAUCUGCAUUGGCACUGUUUCGAGCCAAAGAAGAGGAGAUUGAGAGGAAGAAGAUGGAGGUGAGGGACAAGGUUCAGACAUACAUGGGACGCGUCGAAGAAGAAACACGACGCUUGGCCGACAUUCGACAAGAGCUUGAUGCCCUCAUAGAUCCAUUGAGGAAGGAAAUCGGGUUUCUGCGCAAGAAGAUCGAUACCGUCAACCGGGAGCUGAAACCGCUGGGACAGAGCUGCCAGAAGAAGGAAAGAGAAUACAAAGAAGCUCUUGAAGCCUUCAACGAGAAGAAUAAGGAGAAAACACAACUAGUUAGCAAAUUAAUGGAGCUGGUGAGUGAAAGCGAGAGAUCGAGGAUGAAGAAGCUGGAGGAGCUGAGCAAAAGUAUUGAAACCCUUAGUUAAAUUCGAUUCUGACUAAACCAACGUGAUGUGGCGUUGCGUGCUGUAAUUUGACCCAGUUUCUGUUUGUUUGAUAUUUUCAAUUGUUUAU
Messenger RNA from Hibiscus syriacus, 753 nucleotides. RefSeq lists its product as uncharacterized. Bases 138 to 665 code for a protein of 175 amino acids. The transcript has 4 exons. The record is from RefSeq and is a predicted model, not a curated record. Lineage: Eukaryota; Viridiplantae; Streptophyta; Magnoliopsida; Malvales; Malvaceae.